Coregonus sp. 'balchen' is the source of this 12560-nucleotide messenger RNA. NCBI's taxonomy places the organism in Eukaryota, Metazoa, Chordata, Actinopteri, Salmoniformes, Salmonidae. The record is from the annotation of a GenBank genome assembly.
AUGGAGACGCUCGUUAGACAGAGAAAGGUUCAUAUAUAUGGUCCUAAUAGGUCUGCAGUAAUUGCUGUAAUUUGGCUGUGCUGGUCUCUGUUGAUUAAACCUGGGGCCACAGACCCAUACCACCAAGGAUAUACAUUACCUCUACAUGGCUGACUGGGAUGUAUGGAGACAAUGGAGCUCUGUGCUCCACAAAACCAGUCACACACACAAAUGCGCACAGACAAACACAGACACACACGCACACAUCCACACAAACACAUGCACACACACACACAUGCACAUGCACACAGACAUACACAUGGGCGUGCACACACACACACACACACACACACACACACACAAGAAAUAACAGGGCUUUUGUUCUCAGGUUGCAGGUUCUGCCAGGUGCGCUGGUGUCACAUAUACACAGACAUACUCAAAAACACUCCCAUACGCACACACAGAGUUGUGACCUCAGUCUUGGUGCUGUGAUGUCACUCUGUGACAUCACAUUCAGUGGAAAAUCUCCUCAAUUAAAAGUUUAUCCCAUUGUUUGUUUUGUUUCUCUCUCUUUUCCACUGGGUGCUUUUCUCAACGUUGGGAUGGCGUUAUAACAAUGUUGUGAUCAGUUCUCAGAGCUUUAUGAAUCCUCUCCCUGGAGCGCCUACUACCUACGCUCAGGAAUUACUGCCUUCAGGUGAGCCCUGUAUGUGGAGAACCACACAUGAAACCAGAAAAUCACUGUUAAUAAUGUAGUCCCUUGGUAACGGUGUUUGGUUCCGUGUGUGUGUGUGUGUGUGUGUGUGUGUGUGUUGACAGUGAAGGAGCAGAUGGACUGAACGUGUUCUACUGGAGUAAGUUCUCGGGCCCUGGGGGCGUUGCCAUGGAGAUCCAGCGGUGGAGUCCGGAGCGCGUACAGCGCCGUCUCCCUGGCACCAAUAAGCUGCUGUACAGCCACAACGAGAAGCACUACUACAUGGAGAGAGACGACGAAUCACUCAACCUGCUGGGUACUGUAACUUCUCUCUCUCUCUCUCUCUCUCUCUCUCUCUCUCUCUCUCUCUCUCUCUCUCUCUCUCUCUCUCUCAAAUGUUAUAUUAUGUCUAUAUACAGUGUUAUAAUGAUGUGCAAAUAGUUAAAGUACAAAAAGGAAAAUAAAUAAACAUAAAUAUAGGUUGUAUUUACAAUGGUGUUUGUUCUUCACUGGUUGCCCUUUUCUUGUGGCAACAGGUCAGAAAUCUUGCUGCUGUGAUUGCACACUGUGGUAUUUCACCCAAUAGAUAUGGGAGUUUAUUCAAAUUGGAUUUGUUUUUGAAUUCUCUGUGGUUCUGUGUAAUUUGAGGGAAGUAUUUGUCUCUAAUAUGGUCAUACAUUUGGCAGGAAGUUAGGAAGUGCAGCUCAGUUUCCACCUCAUUUUGUGGGCAGUGUGCACAUCGCCUGUAUUCUCUUGAGAGCCAGGUCUGCCUCUCUCUAUCUCUCUCUUUCUUUCUCUGUUUCUCUCCCUCUCUGUCUCUCUGUCUCUAUUUCUCUGUCUUCCUCUCUCUCUCACAGUCUCUCUGUCUAUGGACUACAGCUCCCAGAAUCCUUUAGUUUAUUGUAUAUUCUUGCUUCUCGUGCCAUUUAAAACUCCAUUCUGUUACUACUAUAUUGUAUGUAUUUCUGUGCAGGUUUAGACUCUGAUGACUAUGAUUCAGACGACAAGGCAGAUAAAAUCAAGAACCCCAACUCCCUGCAGAACUCUCUACAGAGCGGCAAGUGGCAGCUAGGAUUCCAAGGUGAGGAAUCAUUGCCUUUCUUAGAACAUAAACAUACAGGUAUUGUCACUUCGCAGACACUUCACCCAAAGACACUUCCAGGUAUGACCUAUAAAGUAUGAACCCACAACCUUGGUGAUGCCAAUCCCACACUCCCACCGAUCUUUCCCUCCCCCUAGCGAUGUCCUUUGACCUCUAUGCUAAGUAUGGAAACAACCGUACCCUGAGCUUGGUGAGUCCCAAGAAGCCAUACUACCAGUGGCGCCUUCGUGUCCCGUCGGGUCAUGUGGUGCGUCUGGUCAUCCUCAACCUGCACGGAGCCACACCCGGAAGCUGCUCCGCCCACAAACUGUCUGCCUAUGACUUCCUGUUGCCACUACAGAACAAGAUCAUCGCCAGGUAGGAGAUACACUACCUGUGAUGAUGGUAUGGAAUCCCAUACCAUCAUCACAACUCUGUCAUCUGACUCACACUCGUUAACCAUCUGAUGAUAGUGCGCAGCUGAACACUUGUUAUUUUAACUAAAACAUAACCAAUCUUUGUUAAACAUAAAUAACAAACUUGUUUUUGCAUGGACUCCGCAACACGGUUAGCUUUUAACAGCUAGGACCGCUAUUUCUUGUCCCGGAAUCCUGCUUAACUGACAGGUUAAAGUCUGCUUGAAAGAGCCGCUAACCUAGCUAAGCUGCUAACAUUAGCCAGCAAGCUAACGAAGUUAGUCCCAGAUGAGUUUUCCAAUGGAGCCCUCUUUGUCUGGAGAAGUAAAUGAACAGUUCCAGCGCUGUAGGAGCUGUAUCUACUACUCUUUGUUUCAGGACAAAUCACUCAGAGUUCCAAUGCGGCAAUUGUUUGCUUGCCGAGGAUUAUAGGCUUGAGGUGGCUUCCUUGAUCACGCAGGUAGCCAGCCUACGUAAGAAACUUGGUAAAACGCAGAGUGGCUGUUUACCUUUUCUACGCCGGUGGCUGGACGGCGUUCGUGCAUGUUGGAUGCAUCUCCGUCUUGUCGUUUGUUGUUAUCUGACUGGCCGGUGUUGCCCGGAGUUCAAUCACCAGGGGAGCCAUCUCCUGCCUCUCUUCCCCCAUCUGAUAGCGGAGUCGAAGGAGCACAGCAAGAGGAGCAUGGCAAUCAACGAUGGUCGCAUGUCACGAGCCAUGGAAGCUGAAGACAGCGGCCUGCCGAAAAGCAGCCUACACUCCCAACGAGAGGCCCGGAGCGGAUACAAACAACAAAUAGUUUCACCGCCCUGAUCUUCCUGCACCUUCGUCGCUGGGGGUACCUGUGUCUACGGCCACUGUGAAUACUCCUACUCCUUCCCCUACGAUUUUGAAGUCGACGUCGGCAACCUUCCAUCCCUGCUCUGAAUCGAGCGGGGCUUCUCUAUCUGUCGGACGCCUGCACCAUCCUGUGAAGCGUGGGAGUGGGCAGAUUUCCUUGUCCUUCUCGCCAGCUGUGAUUUUGGGCAGCUACAUGGUAAAAAAUGUGACUGUUCCUGGUGCAAAAACAAUGUCCAAUUCCGGAGCUCGAGUAAAUGACAUUACUAAGCUGUUCCCGAAUAUACUACGCCAGGACAUGGACAUCGAUUCUAUCGUAGUCCAUGUGGGUUUUAAUGACAUUAUGAAGGGAAGCUCUGAACAGUUGAAACUGGAUUUCAAAGAGCUGAUUGACUCUCUGCUAGACACUAAUAAAAGACACAUCAUAUCUGGCCCUGUGCCCUCUCUGAAUCGUGGCAUUGAAUGCUUUAGCAAGAUUAUUUCUCUUCACAACUGGCUAUAUGUUUAUUGCAGCUCAAUGGGUGUAACUUUUGUUGACAAUUUCGAUAGCUUUUGGAAACAAAACACGUUUUAUAAGGAGGAUGGGAUCCACCCAAAUCAUUUAGGUUCCUGGAUCCUUUCACAGCAUUAUAAGGCUGCAUUGAGACAACGACUUAUCAAUAACCCAAGCCCAGCUCAGUUAAUCCCUACCAUUGUGCCACUGAGUCAUCAUAAUGCUUUAGCAAAUGUACAUUAUACCAGGGGCAUUGGUACACACAAUGUAAGUAACUUAAUUGAUGUCCCUCUAACCGCCCUGAAUGCCUCUGCUGAUCCUACAGCUAUUGUAUGCAGCAAUCAUGUGUCUAUGAACCAGAUUUAUGCUGUUAGCACUGAGGCAGUGUGUCCUAGUAGGAAGUCCACUGUGUGCAGCUCACCCUGCACUAACAUAAAUAACAUGAGAAUAUCUGCUUCUGCUAAGCUUCCCAGUAAAGCAAUGAAAACAAGCAAGCAUCCCAGAAAAGUGCUCAAAAUAGCCCGCGUGUCACGCUCUGGCUCCGGGACUCUGUAUGUUGAGCCAGGGUGUGUUCGUUCUGUGUGGGUUGUUUCUAUGUUGGUUGUUCUAGGUUGUUGUAUUUCUUUGUUUGAGUGACUCCCAAUCAGAGGUAACGAGUGUCAGCUGUUGGCUCGUUGUCUCUGAUUGGGAGCCAUAUUUAAACUGUCUGUUUUCACCUUGUGUUUGUGGGUUUUUGUUCCUAGUCAGUCAUUGUCACUGUGGACUUCACGAAUCGUUAUUUGUUUUGUUGUUUCGUGGUUCGCUUUAAUUAAAUAAAGCAUCAUGUUCGUGCAACACGCUGCGCUUUGGUCUACUCCUUUCCAAGACGAUCGUGACAGAAAAACCCACCUUAACCAGAUCAAGCAGCGUGACGAGGAGAGAGGAUGGACGUGGCAGGAGAUGAUUGCGAGUCUGGCAAGAGGGAGAGAGGCCUUGGCCAGGGGGAAAGUCCCCCAGGAAAUUUUUAGGGGGGGGCUCACGACGUCGGGGCAGCAGGUGUACGGGGUAGAGUGGUGCAAAGCGUUGGCAGAGAAGGCCGCCAGGUUAGGGGGGCCACUGGGCACAGAGGAGAGGGAAAGUGUGGAGGCACGGCGAGAGGUACUGGGGUGUGUUACCAGUCCGGUCCGGCCCGUUCCUGAUCCCUGCGUGGGGCCAGUGGUGUGUGUCCCCAGUACGGUCCGGCCUGUUCCUGCCAUUCCCACCAAGUCAGUGGUGCGCGUCGUCAGCCCAGCCCGGCCUGUUCCUGCCAUUCCCACCAAGCCUACGGGGUGCGUCGCCAGUCCAGCUCGGCCUGUCCCUGCUCCACGCACAAAGCCUACGGUGUGCGUCGCCAGCCCAGCCCGGCCUGUCCCUGCUCCACGCACCAAGCCUACGGGGUGCGUCGCCAGUCCAGCCCGGCCUGUCCCUGCUCCACGCACAAAGCCUACGGUGUGCGUCGCCAGCCCGGCCCGGCCUGUCCCUGCUCCACGCACCAAACCUACGAUGUGCGUCGCCAGCUCGGCCCGGCCAGUUCCUGCCACUCGCACCAAACCUACGGUGCGAGUCGCCAGCCCGGCCCGGCCUGUUCCUGCCACUCGCAUCAAGCCAGGGGUGCGAGUCGUCAGCCUGGUCCAGCCCGUUCCUGCCACUCGCACCAAGUCAGGGGUACGAGUCGUCAGCCUGGUUCAGCCCGUUCCUGCUACUCGCACCAAGCCCGGGGUGCGAGUCGUCAGCCAGGUCCGGCCCGUCGCUGCUCCACGCACCAAGCCAAGGGGGCGCAUCGUCAGCCAGGUCCGGUCCGUUCCUGCCUCACGCACCAAGCCAAGGGGGCGCAUCGUCAGCCAGGUCCGGUCCGUUCCUGCCUCACGCACCAAGCCAAGGGGGCGCAUCGUCAGCCAGGUCCGGUCCGUUCCUGCCUCACGCGCCAAGCCAGGGGUGCGCGUCGUCAGCCUGGUCCAGCCCGUUCCUGCUACUCGCACCAAGCCAGGGGAGCGAGUCGUCAGUCCGGCACAACCCGUGCCUGAGUCAUCGGUGCCAAUUCAGGUACCGCUCAACUGCUCCACUAAGGAGCUGAAGCCUACCGCUCCUGCUACGUCCAGUCCAGCUCCAGCCAGCAGGGCCAGACCGGACCAGGGGCGCUAUGGGGGGUUUGUUGAAGGGUUUUGGUCAAGCCCGGAGCCGGAACCGCCGCCGAGGAGGUAUGCCCACCCAGCCCUCCCCUGUUUUGCUCUUUUGAGGCGCGGUCGCAGUCCGCGCCUUUAGGGGGGGGUACUGUCACGCUCUGGCUCCGGGACUCUGUAUGUUGAGCCAGGGUGUGUUCGUUCUGUGUGGGUUGUUUCUAUGUUGGUUGUUCUAGGUUGUUGUAUUUCUUUGUUUGAGUGACUCCCAAUCAGAGGUAACGAGUGUCAGCUGUUGGCUCGUUGUCUCUGAUUGGGAGCCAUAUUUAAACUGUCUGUUUUCACCUUGUGUUUGUGGGUUUUUGUUCCUAGUCAGUCAUUGUCACUGUGGACUUCACGAAUCGUUAUUUGUUUUGUUGUUUCGUGGUUCGCUUUAAUUAAAUAAAGCAUCAUGUUCGUGCAACACGCUGCGCUUUGGUCUACUCCUUUCCAAGACGAUCGUGACACCGCGUUAACAUAUGUAGCUUAAGAAACAUGGUUUAUGACAUUUUUUUAAAUGCUGUUGAUGUAAAGAAUAUUUGUUGGUCCGUGGUAUGUAAUGAGGAGCAAACAGACGUUACAUUUGACACAUUUAUGAAAUUGCUUAUCCCAGUUACUAAUAAGCAUGCACCCAUUAAGAAAAAGACUGUAAAAACUGUUAAAUCCCUGUGGAUUGAUGAGGAAUUGAAAAAUUGUGUGGUUGAGAGGGAUGAGGCAAAAGGAAUGGCAAAUAAUCUGGCUGCACAACCGAUUGGCAAACUGAAUAAAAUAAGAAACUACACUAUGAAACAAAUAUAAAAGACAUAAAGAAUGAUAGUAAAAAGCUUUGGAGCACCUUCAAUGACAUUUUGGGAAAGAAUGCAAACUCAGCUCCAUCAUUCAUUGAAUCAGAUGGCUCAUUCAUUACAAAACCAACUGAUAUUGCCAACUACUUUAAUUAUUUUUUCAUUGGCAAGAUUAGCAAAUUUAGGCAUGACAUGCCAGCAACAAAUGCUGACACUACACAUCCAAGUAUAUCUGACCAAAGUAUGUGUCACGACUUCCGCCAAGGCUGCCUCCCCUCCUUGUUCGGGCAGGCUUCGGCGUUCGUCGUCACCGGCUUAAUAGCCACUGCCGCUCCAUUAUUCAUCAUUCCAUUUGUCUUGUCUUGUCAAUCACACACACCUGGUUCUUAUCCCCUCAUUAGUCAGUGUAUAAGUGUUCCCUCUGCCCCCCUUGUCCUUGUGGGUGAUUGUUUAUUUGUGAGAGUUGUGUAGCUCGGUGAAGCUACUCGUACAUUGUUAUUGCCGGGGUAGAUAUUUCCCCUGUGCCUGUUAUUGUUGGAGCUACCGUUACCUUGUAUUGCCAGGGUAGAUUUUCCCCUGUGCCUGUUUCGUUUGUCACUAUCCAGCGCUAUUUGUGUACGACGGAAUAAACUCUGCAUUCGGUGAUUCCCCUCCUGCGCCUGACUCCUUCUAUCACACUCAUCACAGAAUCACCCACCCGCUAUGGAGUCAGCGGGAGAAGAGCGCCUGCCUAUGUAUGUGUACCUGUAUGUAUUGUGACAUUUCUGUCUGUCUAUUCCAGGUGGUGUGGUCAGCCAAUGUCUGGCUCAUCUCCUGUAAUGAAGCUGACGUCGUCUGGUAACGUGAUGCUGGUCACCUUCUCCUUCAGCAGACAGAGAGAUGGAGCCAUCUUCAAGGCCUACUUCCAGGCCAUCCCCAAAGCAGGUCAGACACACUAUUACCACAGAUAGAACAAUGAGACAGAUAUUUCACCGGAUGUAUAAAUGUGAAGCAUUUAGUGGCCGGCAGUGGGAGAAGUCUUGGCCGACAUUCUGCGAAUUCUGUCAUCAAUGACACGUUUGAUCUCAAUACAGUUUUCUGUUCCCAAAACUACAAUCUGUUACGGACAGAGUGGACUAAGUUUUGUAGACUUUGCCAAAGUUUCAAAAAAUUGCAUCGUUUAGAAGAGUGCAAAGGCACUUUUAGUUAUUGCACACGAGCACUUCACAGAGUAGGCGUUCCCUAACGUAAAUAUGCAAAUGUAUGCUAGAACGUGCCAAUAGGAUCUCGCUGGCUCGUGCUCGGCUCUGCCCACCUCCUUGCUUGUUCUGCCCACUAUGACUCAUUUGUUCCUUUUUGAAACGAUAGGCUGUGGUCUAUCUUGGUUUAGUUAUAAAAAUCUUUGCAAUUACCACACACUACAACCAUGGGGAAGGCACUGCUUGCCGAAACGUUGGUUGUACAUUAAAUUAUUGGGAGCAUAUUUAGAGUGUGCGACAUUCAUUCUUUCUUUCUAUAUUAUACCUCUGCAACAGACAUUCUAGACUCAAGACCAUGAUAGUCCAAUGAGCUAAAGCCUUGGCUAUAGGAGCAAACACAAGUCACCAAGAUACCGUCUGUGUUAUCCUAUUCAAUAUUUACAAUAGGUCUUCUUACAUGUCUUAUGUAAUAACUUGUCUAUUACAGCUGUCCAAUAGACUCCUGUUGAUGCAUGGUCUGUGUCAAUGUCGUCCCCUGUAGGUUGUGGAGGGUCUCUGUCCUCCUGGAACGGCUCUCUGUUCUCUCCCUACUACCCUGCCCACUACCCCCCCAACCUGGACUGCAGCUGGACCAUACGGGUGAGCUCACACCCCAGGGGACUUCACACACACAACACCCACAGUGUGUGUGUGUGUUGACAGUAGGUCUGCUCCACAUUCCUGCAUCUGAACCACUGCUUCUCUCGGGUGUCUCUUUCAGGCGCCGUUGCCUGGAUACCUAAUCUCCAUGACGAUCGUGACGUUGGACAUCCAGGACUCUUCGUCUUCGGACGGCUGUGAGAAAGACUGGCUGGACAUUGGAGGGGUCAAGUAAGUGUUGCCGUUGUAGCAGUACUGAUGACAUACUGCACAGUGAAUGUGUGUUUGCAGUCUAUGUGUGAUAUAUUAACUGUUAUGUAUGUGAGUGUGUGUGUGUUAUAUUAACUGUGGUGUGUGUUGUCUCAGGCUGUGUAACCCCAUGACUGACAGCAGCAGAAAGAAGAUGUACUCCUCUCCUGUCUCUCUCCACUUCCACUCUGACGAGUCUGUCACUCACAAGGGCUUCUACCUUCUCUACAGAGCCUUCUCCCCUGAGAGCAGUAUGUCUCACACACCUCUACCUCACACCUCUACUACACCUCCACCUCACACCUCUACCACACCCCUAUAUCACACACCUCUACCUCAACUCUACCAUACCUCUACCUCACACCUCUACCUCAACUCUACCACACCUCUACCUCACACCUCUACCUCAACUCUACCAUACCUCUACCUCACACCUAUAUCACACACCUCUACCACACACCUCUACCUCAACUCUACCACACCUCUACCUCACACCUAUAUCACACACCUCUACCACACCUCUACCACACCUCUACCACACACCAGUAACACAGCUAGUGUAGCACAUGGGGAUGUGAAACGUACUCCUCAGACUGAAGUGUCGCCACUUGAGCCAUCGAAUAGUUAACUUUUCAGUGGUGCCGACUGGUAAGACGCUUCAGGAGGGCUGUCACGUGUGCUAGCAGGUCCUGGGUUUGAGCCUCGGUGGAAUCAGGAGGAAGUGGUACUCGCUGAGCAAGCAGUGUGACGUCCUUUACACUAGCCUAUACAGAUUUACUUAGAUUAGCUUAGAGUUGCAAUCUAAAUACUCAACUCUACCAUACACACUGAGACAGACCUGUAGAUUCCAGGUUUUCACUCGUACAGAGCUACUGUAGUAGGCGGUCUCUCUUUCUUUCAUCUCUUCCUCUCUCAUCCCCCUCUCUCUCUCCAGCGUGUCCUCGUCAGUUCCGCUGUGGGGAUGGGAGGUGUGUUCCUCUCAGGAAGGUGUGUGACGGAGUCAGAGACUGUUCAGACGGACGGGACGAGGCUAAAUGCUGUAAGUAUGUUAUCCUCAACACUCUAACUCCUCACAUACAUGCAUACAGUAAGGAUGACGAAGAUGUUGAAGAUUGUUAAUGUUUCAUUGACAGUGAUCACCAUAAGUGAUCUGUCUGUGUAAUAAGUACUGUAUGUCUUCAAACCAAAGCCAAUAUGUUGUGUUGUGUGUAGCGACCUGUCGUCCAGGUGAGGUGUAUUGUGGGAACGGUCAGUGCCGGCCUCACAGCAGCCAGUGUAACAGUCAGAGUAAAUGUGGAGAUAGCAGCGAGGAGGCUGACUGUGGUGAGUACCAUACACACACGCCUGGGCCACACAAUAACACGCUAUCUAGAGAUCUGCUUAGAAACUGCUUAGAAACAUCAUUGCAUAUUUUGUUCAUCAUAAGAUUGUAUGAGUCCAUUUUCUACUUGUUUUCAUUAUGCCAGCUGCAUAGAGGACUGGUCUGUGGUAAGGACGGCCCCUCUCCCCAUUGCUGGGUCAGGGUGUGUUUAUGUGUGUGUGGUGGUUGUAUUUGCAUGUGUGUUUAUGCUCCAGGCCAGGUGUUCACUCUGUUGGCCCCCCAGCAGGUCAAUGCUACCACAUGUGCUCCAACAAGGUGUGUGUGUCGAAGUCCUCAGUCUGUGACGGUGUCAUAGACUGCAAGGACCGCAGUGAUGAGAUCAACUGCACUAGAGCAUGUGAGUCCGUCCAUCUGUCAAUCGGUCCGUCCGUCCUUCCAUCCGUCUGCAUCUUUCUUUGUUUCUCUUCAUCCAAUCCUCAAUCCCUCUCUCUUUCUCUGUUUUUCCCCCCCCUCCCUCUAUUUCUGUGUGUCCAGUCCAUAAGGGCUGCUCCCCAUCCUCCUAUAAGUGUGCCAAUGGGAAGUGUGUGAAUAAGAUCAACCCUGAGUGUGACGGAGUCAAAGACUGUUCUGAUGGAUCAGACGAGACGCGCUGCGGUGAGACUCAUUACCACUUAUAACACACGUAUGAACCUACAUAUACCAGUUAUAACAAACGUAUGAACCUACAUACACCAGUUAUAACACACGUAUGAACCUACAUACACAGUUAUAACACACGUAUGAACCUACAUAUACCAGUUAUAACACACGUAUGAACCUACAUACACCAGUUAUAACACACGUAUGAACCUACAUAUACCAGUUAUAACAAACGUAUGAACCUACAUACACCAGUUAUAACACACGUAUGAACCUACAUAUACCAGUUAUAACACACGUAUGAACCUACAUACACAGUUAUAACACACGUAUGAACCUACAUAUACCAGUUAUAACACACGUAUGAACCUACAUACACCAGUUAUAACACACGUAUGAACUUACAUACACCAGUUAUAACACACGUAUGAACCUACAUACACCAGUUAUAACACACAUACGAAACCUACAUACACCAGUUAUAACACACGUAUGAAUCUACAUAUACCAGUUAUAACACUUUCCCCCCAGGUUGUGGCACCCGGCCCAGGAAGCGUGCUAAGAUAGUGGGCGGAUCUGACGCGGGGACGGGGGCAUGGCCGUGGCAGGUCAGUCUGCAGAUGGAGCGUUAUGGUCAUGUCUGUGGAGCGACCCUGGUCACCAGCCGCUGGCUCAUCUCUGCUGCACACUGCUUCCAGGACUCUGAAGCCAUAAAGUGAGAUUCUUUGUUAUUAUAGUCUGUAUUGUUGUGUUCAUUAGUUUCCUCGUCAUCAUCAUCAUCAUCAUCAUAGUCCUUAUCAUCAUCAUCAUCAUCAUAGUCCUCAUCAUUAUCAUAGUCCUUAUCAUCAUCAUCAUCAUCAUCAUCAUCAUCAUAGUCCUUAUCAUCAUCAUCAUCAUCAUCAUCAUCAUCAUCAUAGUCCUUAUCAUCAUCAUAGUCCUCAUCAUCAUCAUAGUCCUCAUCAUUAUCAUAGUCCUUAUCAUCAUCAUAGUCCUCAUCAUUAUCAUAGUCCUUAUCAUCAUCAUCAUCAUCAUCAUUACUGUAAUAAUGAUUUGUGUGUGCCUGUGUACUUCCAUGUGUGUCCCUGCCUGGCUGUGUGUUUAGGUACUCUGAUGCGCGGUCGUGGCGUGCCUACAUGGGAAUGCGUGUGAUGAACACGGGCAGUAAUGCUGCAGCCACCAGACAGAUCCGUCGUAUCAUCCUUCACUCCCAGUACGACCAGUUCACCUCUGACUACGACAUCGCCCUGCUGGAGCUCAGCACCCCUGUCUACUUCAAUGACUUGGUACAGCCCGUCUGUGUCCCCGCCUCCUCACACGCCUUCACCACCGGGACCAGCUGCCACGUCACGGGCUGGGGGGUCCUGAUGGAGGAUGGUAAGUGCUGCCCAAGGAUAACAGCUGAUGUUUGAUACCUGCCAGAAAACAGAAAAUAUGUCCAAAAUGAUCUCUUUGGAAUCCUUGUAUGAUUUGUCAGCUAGUUACUAUUCAUACAACAUUCUAUAAAUAAUUUUCUGUCGAGUUCCAGGUGCUUGCACAUAAUUUCUUAGUAAAUACCAGGUAAAUACUAACUCUAAUAGAACUAUCUAUAUAAAACGAAGUGUUACUGAGUUCCUGUGUUUGUUCCAGGUGAGCUGGCGUCUCUGCUGCAGGAGGCCACAGUUAAGAUCAUCAACAGGAACAACUGUAACAAACUCUAUGAUGACGCUGUCACUCCCAGGAUGCUGUGUGCUGGCAACCUGCAGGGAGGAGUGGACGCCUGUCAGGUGAGGAGGGGUUUCUGAGUGUGUGUGUGUGUGUGUGUUUGUUUUGUCAUUGUGUGUGUUAAUGUGCCUCUGCAUGUGUUUUUAUGAGUUUUAUCUUUGUGUUUUCAUGUUUAUGUGUCUGUCUGUGUUUGCACAUGUGUGUGUGUGUUUAGGGUGACUCAGGGGGUCCUCUGGUGUGUCUAGAGAGGGGUCGGCGGUGGUUCCUUGCAGGGAUCGUGAGCUGGGGGGAGGGGUGCGCUCGGCAGAACCGCCCUGGAGUCUACACACAGGUCACCAAGUUCACAGACUGGAUCCACCUGCAGACUAAAGGACAG